GGCAAAGUAGAAAAUCUAGGACUAUUUUAAUGUCAACGGAGUACCACCAGCUCAGUGAGUUGCUGAUAGCAAUUGGAAGCGCCUGUUCAACUUCUCUCUAGUAAUCGAAGGAAAAUCUUAAGAAAAUGAGUGAGCCUAGCGGUAGAGUAACAGUGCAUUGGCCUGCAGCAAAUCCUGGAGGUAGAAAUGUGGAACCACAAGAGAAAGAUCCAGAAAUUGACACAUUGUAUGGUGUCGAUUUGAGGGUCGGAGAUAAAUCCACGUUAACAGUGAAGUAUAACACCUUUAAGGGCCCUGCUACCAUCACUGUGUACGACUCUUAUAACAGAAGCUACAGAAAAUCCGGUCGUUCCAGGAGCGGAACUCUCCAGUUCACUAUAGCCAAAGCUACCAAGGGACACCAAGGAGUAUACAAGGUGGAGGUUAAGGACGAACAACGGAGCGAGGUAGAGUCCCGGAACCCGGUUAGCACUUCAUGCAGAGUAACUGUAGAUGACAGUUGGUGGUGUGCAGUUCUAUAAAGAAUGAAGCUGUGACUACCAUCCCCACAAAUAGUACUCUUGUGAAGAUUCAGCAGAUGCUGCAAUGACUUGAGCCAAACAUCUAUAAUGAGCAGCCAUGUAGUACUCAACCAUCGACCUUCCCAUUCUAGCUCAAAUCUUC
Asterias rubens (European starfish) is the source of this 663-nucleotide messenger RNA. RefSeq lists its product as uncharacterized. The record is from RefSeq and is a predicted model, not a curated record. The transcript has 4 exons. The coding region runs from base 126 to 521 and encodes 131 amino acids. NCBI's taxonomy places the organism in Eukaryota, Metazoa, Echinodermata, Asteroidea, Forcipulatida, Asteriidae.